AUGCCAAAAGCAAUUAGUUCUCGUGUGACCAAAACCAUCACAAAUUUAACAUUAAAUAUUAAAUGGAUCGAAAAACAAAGGCAAGAAAUUAAAAGAGCUUUCACCAGAGCCAAUAAUCCGGGAGGAACCCAUGGCCGAAAUUGCUCCAAAAAUCUGAAGUGGCAGCCCAAAACGAAUGCUCAGUACAUAUUAAACGUUGAUGGUAUCUUCAAACACAGCGACAACCUAGCUGGAGGUGGCGGAGUCCUAAGAGAUAGGAAUGGAAACUGGAUUGCUGGUUGCGCUCAGAGGUUUCGUGCUACAACAGCCUUGGAAGCCGAAUGGAAGGCCUUGACAAUGGGAGUGCAGUGGGCCAAAAGCAAGGGUUACAGGGAUUGUGAAAUCCAAACUGAUUUCGAGAGGAUUGCCAACUCCAUAAGCAACAACUCCUGGACCAGAAAUGGACAAGAUCACGCUUUUGACUUUCUUAGGAAGAAGAUCAUGGAACAGGGGGUUGACAGAGUUGUCCAUGUUUAUCGUGAGUAG
This is a messenger RNA of Ipomoea triloba (trilobed morning glory), 525 nucleotides long. RefSeq lists its product as uncharacterized. The record is from RefSeq and is a predicted model, not a curated record. The coding region runs from base 1 to 525 and encodes 174 amino acids. Gene Ontology annotation, molecular function: nucleic acid binding; RNA-DNA hybrid ribonuclease activity. The transcript has a single exon. NCBI's taxonomy places the organism in Eukaryota, Viridiplantae, Streptophyta, Magnoliopsida, Solanales, Convolvulaceae.